CAGAACAAUGGGUAUGCGAUCAUGUUUAUGAUUGUGGUAGAGAGGAUAGAUUAGCUUCUCGAACAUGUCCGAAUGGAUAUUUUAAAUGUUCAGCUCAUCGCUGUAUAAAUAAUACAGGUCGUUGUAACGGUAAUGCUCAAUGUCGAGAUGGUUCUGAUGAAGCAGACUGUCAACGACGUUAUCCUAAUGGUCAACAUUGUCCAAUAGAUCAUUUUACUUGUAAUAAUGCUCUUUGUCUUAAUAAGAACUGGGUUUGUGAUGGAAAUAAUGAUUAUCUUGAUAAGAGAUAUGAUGCAACUCUUGAAUUAUCCCAAAUAGUACCUUGUAAUUCAACCAAUCGUUUUCAGUAUUAG
Messenger RNA from Rotaria sp. Silwood1, 353 nucleotides. Lineage: Eukaryota; Metazoa; Rotifera; Eurotatoria; Philodinida; Philodinidae. The record is from the annotation of a GenBank genome assembly.